AUGGCCAGCACGGAAACAGUGUUGGAACCGACCACCCUCCGAGAAACCCUUCGUGUCUACAAUGUCCAUGAAAGUGGAAGGGAAGAGGCUGAAUCGUCUCAACAACAACAGCAAGAGCCGCAAGAGCUAAGAGAGCAACAACGAGGCACAAGAACAAACACAGACCAAGACAGAGAAUGGCCUUCGGAUUGGAGGAGGAUGCCACCAUAUCGAGAAUCGAGUCGGACUCAUCGAGUUUCCGACCGAACUGCUGGACAAGACGCCGUUGAAGGUGCCGUGGUGGUGACCAUGUUCAGCGGAGUAUGGUUAUUGGGGAACAUCAAUCGACUAUGGCGUGCAACUGCUGGGAAAUGGAAUGAUCAAAUCAUGAGAUAUCAAGUUGGAGGAGAAUGGUAGAAGAUGACGAUGAGAUGGCCAUCGCUCAGUAUGGAGUAUGUAGGAUGAGUUUGAU
Exophiala oligosperma is the source of this 451-nucleotide messenger RNA. RefSeq lists its product as uncharacterized. NCBI's taxonomy places the organism in Eukaryota, Fungi, Ascomycota, Eurotiomycetes, Chaetothyriales, Herpotrichiellaceae. Bases 1 to 396 code for a protein of 131 amino acids. The record is from RefSeq and is a predicted model, not a curated record. The transcript has 2 exons.